AUGAUAUUGAAAAUUAAAUUUUUCAUUAUAUUUAUUUGUUCAAAGGUACAUACAGCACCUAAUCAUAAUCAAAAAGAUAAAUAUGAACAAGAAUUAAAAAAAGAAAUAAAAAAAUUACAACGUUUACGUGAUCAAAUUAAAGCAUGGAUAUCAUCAACAGAAAUUAAAGACAAAAAAUCUUUACAAGAAGCAAGAAAAAAUAUCGAACAACAAAUGGAAAGAUUUAAAAUAGUCGAAAGAGAAACAAAAACAAAAGCAUAUAGUAAAGAAGGUUUAGGUGCUGGACAAAAACUUGAUCCACAAGAAAAAGAAAAAGAAGAAUGUCAUCAAUGGAUUACAGAAGCAAUUCAAGAAUUAAAAAUUCAAGUUGAUAAAUUCGAAUCGGAUAUUGAAACAUUAUCUGCAUCUUUAAAAAAGAAAAAAUCCGAUAAAGACAAACAAGAACGUCUAGAAGAAACAAAACAUUCAAUAGAACGUCAUAAAUUUCAUAUUGAAUCUCUUGAAAAAAUUCUUCGUGCAAUUAAUAAUGAUGCACUAGAUCUUAAAACCAUACAUAAUUUACGAGCUGAUAUUGAAUAUUAUGUUGAAUCAAAUCAAGAUUCAGAUUUUAAAGAAAAUGAAUUAAUGUAUGAAGAAAUUGAUAUGGAUAAUUUAAUAACAUUAAUGGCACCAGUUAUAAAUGUACCAACACAAUCUUAUCCUCCAUCAUUAUCAAAUGGUAAUAGUAGUUUAAAUUCAAAUACAACAUCAAGUCAUAUAGAUAUUAGUUCAUCAUCAAUGAAUAUCAAUUCAUCAACAAAUUAUUCAUCGGAUCGUACAAUAACUACGACUUCAAGUCAUGGUGAUAAUGAAUCAAUUAUGGGCCUUACAACACCAUCAUCAACACAAACUAGUUCACCAAGUGCUAGUCCAGCAUUAUCAUUAACAGAUGAUCGAAAACGCAAUAAAUCUGAAUCAGAAGAUAAUCAAUCUCAACGAAAUAGAUCAAAUUCAGGUGCAAACAAUUUAUCAUCAGUACAUGUACCUUCACCAAAAACUCCUUCUCAAUUACAACAACAAUCACCUAAUAUAUUAUCAUCAACAAAACCAAUAUUACCAUCAGCACCAUCAUCAGCUUCAGUACUUUCAACAAGUGCACCACCACAUUUUACAUAUCCUAUAACAACAACAACAUUACCUAUUCUUCAAUAUGCAGCAAUUGUUUCACAAAAUACUGUGCCAUCAACUUCAACAACAACAACAAGUAGUAAUACAACAAUAUCUAAACAAAAUGUACUUUCUCCACAAACAAAACAACAAUCAAGACAACUUCUAAAUGGAACAAUAACAAUAACGAAUACAAAUGAUUCAAUAGUAACUACAACAUCAACUCUACCUAUAUCAUCAGUAACAACAACAGUUACUAGUUCAUCAAAUAGUUCUCAUCCACCUUCAUUAUUAUCCACGACUAAUGAUCGAACAGGUAUAUUAUCACAACAUAUUCUCAAUAAUAUAUCUCAAAUAAGUGCUUCAUCAUCAUCAACAUCAACAACAACAAUUCCAUCAUCAUUAUAUUCAGGUCCAGGAACAAAUAUAUCAAAUUGCAACAUUCCUCUUGAAUCAUCUAAUUCAAUUGAUCCAGCAAUUGUAUCUCAACAAUCAUCAUUAUUAACUCGUACAAUAUCAGAAAAUGAUCGUACAACAACAUCAACAUUAAUAAGUAAUGGUCCUUCAGAUGGACAUUCAUUAUUAGAUAAUGCAUUUUCAACUAUUCCAACAUCAUCAACAUUUUUAUCAAAUAAUACAACACAUCUAGGAGAUAUUCCAACAACAAAUGGUAGUGUUAUGAAUCAAUUAACAAGUAGUAUACAAAUAAAUCCUGAACAUCAUUCACUUCGUUAUAUGUUAUCAUCAAAUAUUAUUCAUCAACAACCAAUACAAACAGGUCGUGUAUCAUUAACACCAGCUGAAAUGCGCAUGCUUAAUAGAUUAAAUUCAGCAUAUGCAAAAUUACCAUCGUUACUCGAAUCAGAACGACAAAGAACAAAUGCUAAUCGUAUUUAUGGUCGAGGUCUACUUAGUCAAUCACAAAUUAUUGCAUAUUAUCCUCAAAGUCCACCAACAGGUAAUGAUACACCAGAAUUUUAUUAUCGACUUGCACCUGAUACAUUAUUCUUUGUAUUUUAUUACAUGGAGGGAACCCGUGCACAAUAUUUAGCAGCUAAAGCAUUAAAACGUCAAUCAUGGCGUUUUCAUACGAAACAUAUGAUGUGGUUUCAACGACAUGAAGAACCAAAAACAAUAACCGAUGAUUAUGAACAACGCGAAUGUAUUAGUAUUCAUGUUGGUCAAGCUGGUGUUCAAAUUGGUAAUGCCUGUUGGGAACUCUAUUGCCUUGAACAUGGUAUUGAACCAGACGGAACACUUAGUCAACAACGUGAUAGUAGUCAUAUCAUCAGUGCUGGACGAUAUGUACCACGCGCUGUUUUUGUUGAUCUUGAACCGACAGUUAUUGGUGAAAUUCGUCGAGGAACAUACGCCAAAUUAUUUCAUCCCGAACAAUUGAUUUCCGGCAAAGAAGAUGCUGCAAAUAAUUAUGCUCGUGGUCAUUAUACAGUUGGCAAAGAAAUUAUUGAUACUGUACUUGAAAAAUUACGUAAAAUUGCCGAUCAAUGUACAGGUUUACAAGGAUUUCUUGUCUUUCAUAGUUUUGGUGGUGGUACUGGAUCAGGUUUUACAUCAUUAUUAAUGGAACGUUUAAGUUUAGAUUAUGGUAAAAAAUCUAAACUUGAAUUUGCUGUUUAUCCAGCUCCUCAGGUUUCAACUGCUGUUGUUGAACCAUAUAAUUCAGUUUUAACAACACAUUGCACAUUAGAACAUACCGAUUGUGCUUUUAUGGUUGAUAAUGAGGCUAUUUAUGAUAUUUGUCGUCGUAAUUUAAAUGUUGAACGUCCAUCGUAUCAUAAUUUAAAUCGAUUAAUCGCACAAAUAGUUUCAUCUAUAACAGCAUCACUUCGUUUUGAUGGUGCAUUAAAUGUUGACUUAACAGAAUUUCAAACAAAUCUUGUACCUUAUCCACGUAUACAUUUUCCACUUGUUACUUAUGCACCUAUAUGUAGUGCUGAAAAAGCUUCUCAUGAAACAUUCAGUGUUCAAGACAUAACAAAUGCUUGUUUUGAACCAGUUAAUCAAAUGGUUAAAUGUGAUCCACGUAAUGGAAAAUAUAUGGCUUGUUGUUUACUUUAUCGUGGUGAUGUUGUACCAAAAGAUGUGAAUACAGCUAUAUCAGUUAUUAAAACAAAACGAUCAAUACAAUUUGUUGAUUGGUGUCCAACGGGUUUUAAAGUUGGAAUUAAUUCUCAACCUCCAGUAGCUGUACCAGGUGGAGAUGUAGCAAAAGUUCCUCGAGCUGUUUGUAUGAUAUCAAAUACAACUGCUAUUGCAGAAGCUUGGGCACGUCUUGAUCAUAAAUUUGAUUUAAUGUAUGCAAAACGAGCUUUUGUUCAUUGGUAUGUUGGUGAAGGUAUGGAAGAAGGUGAAUUUACUGAAGCUCGUGACGAUUUAGCUUCACUUGAAAAAGAUUAUGAAGAAGUUGGUGCUGAAUCAUCACAUGCAGAUCUUCCUAAUGAGGGUGAAGAAUAUUAA
Rotaria sp. Silwood2 is the source of this 3624-nucleotide messenger RNA. The record is from the annotation of a GenBank genome assembly. Lineage: Eukaryota; Metazoa; Rotifera; Eurotatoria; Philodinida; Philodinidae.